AACCCAUUUAGGCCAUCCAUUCAAAUUCCCAUUAGAAUCCAUUUUGUUCUUUCAAACCAUCUCUCACCGGCCUUCAAUGGCGUCUCCUGCAAUCAUGGAGAGAGUACCCUCUAUAGUAUCAUUUUCUCCUCCCAAACGAAACUACGACGUUUAUAUCAGCCACCGAGCCGAAGACACUGGCAGCGGUUUUGCCGCCGAUCUCCACAAUGCUCUGUCGGCUCAAGGAAUCGUAGUUUUCAGAGACGAGAACAAGAAUGAGAACGAAGCUAAAAUGCUAACGGAGAAGCUGACAGCGAUCGAAGAAUCGAGGUCAUCGAUCGUGGUUUUCUCGGAGAACUAUGGGGAUUUAGUUUCGAUGAAGGAAUUGGCAAAGAUUAGAAUGUAUAAGGAGGUGAGGGAUCAGUUGGUUCUUCCAAUAUUUUACCAAAUAGAUCCAGCCAAUGUGAGGAAGCAGAAGGGGAACUUUGAGAAGCCGUUUAUAGAACAUGAAGAGAAGGUUGGAUUUAAAGAAGUUCAAAGCUGGAGGGAUUCUAUGUUCGAAGUUGGUAAUUUGUCUGGAUGGCAUCUCCAAGAACAACAGAAAGAAGAAGAGACCAUCAAUGAAGUUGUGAAGCAUGUCUUCAACAAACUACGACCCGACUUGUUUCGAUACAAUGAAAAAUUGGUCGGAAUCAGCUCAAGAUUACACCAAGUAAAUAUGCUUUUAGGAAUAGGUUUAGAUGACAAGCGAUUUGUUGGAAUAUGGGGAAUGGGUGGAAUUGGUAAGACCACCAUCGCUAGAAUCAUUUACAAAAGUGUAUCCCAUUUGUUCGAAGGAUGUUACUUUCUAGAUAAUGUCAAAGAAGCUUUAAAGAACGAAGGCUUAGCUUCAUUACAAGAAAAGCUUCUAACAGGAACCCUAAUGAAAAGAAACAUAGAGAUCCCUGAUUGUGAUGGAGCUACAUUGAUGAAAAGAAGAAUAAGCAAUCUAAAAGUUCUAAUAAUCCUCGACGAUGUCAACCAUAUAAGCCAACUCAAGCAAUUAGCGGGGGACUAUGAUUGGUUCCAACCAGGUAGCCGAGUCAUCGUCACGACACGAGAUGAACAUCUCCUGAUAUCGCACGGUAUCGAAAGACGAUACAACGUCGAAGGACUUAAUAUUGAUGAAGCUCUUGAGCUAUUUUCACAAAAGGCAUUUAGAGAAGAUCAUUCAAAGAAGGGGUUUUUUGAUCUUUCAUGCAAAGUUGUAGACUAUUGUGGAGGGCUUCCAUUGGCUAUUGAGGUUCUUGGAUCGGCUUUACGUGAUAAACCAAUGAAGGAUUGGGAAAAUGCUGUGGCUAAGUUGAAGGAGGUUCGUGAUUUGGAAAUUCUUGAAAAGUUGAAGAUAAGUUAUUAUAUGUUAGAGAAGAGUGAACAAAAGAUUUUUCUAGACAUUGCAUGUUUCUUCAAGAGGAAGAGUAAGAAACGAGCAAUUGAAAUUCUUCAAAGCUUUGGAUUUCUAGCUGUUCUUGGGCUAGAAAAAUUGGAGGAGAAGUCUCUUAUUACUGCACCACAUGAUCAGAUUCAAAUGCAUGAUUUGAUUCAAGAAAUGGGUCAAGAAAUUGUUCGUCAAAACUUUCCGAAUCAGCCCGAGAAACGAAGUAGGUUGUGGCUUCGUGAGGACGUGAAUCUCGCCCUUAGUCGUGAUCAGGGAACAGAAGCAAUUGAAGGCAUAAUGAUGGAUUUGGAUGAAGAGGGAGAGUCACACUUGAAUGCCAACUCCUUUAAGGCAAUGACCAAUCUAAGAGUAUUGAAACUCAACAAUGUUUAUCUUUCUCAAGAUCUUGAGUACCUCUCCGACCAGCUUAGGUUCCUCAAUUGGCAUGGAUACCCUUUAAAGUUCUUACCAUCAAAUUUCCAUCCCACAAACCUUUUGGAGCUUGAGCUCCCUAGUAGCUCAAUUCACCAACUUUGGAAAGAUUCAAAGAGAUUUGAUACAUUGAAAGUUAUAAACCUAAGUGACUCCAAAUUCCUUUCCAAAACCCCUGAUUUUUCUAGGGUUCCAAAUCUUGAAAGAUUAGUCUUGAGUGGCUGUGUAAGUUUAUACCAACUACACCAAUCUUUAGGGUCUCUAAGGCAUCUAAUUCAAUUGGAACUCAAAGAUUGCAAGCAAUUAUCAAACAUUCCCUUCAAUAUUUCCUUACAAUCUCUCAAAAUUUUGGUGCUUUCUGGCUGUUCAAGCCUCAAAAACUUCCCAAAAAUCUCAGGAAACAUGAACAAUCUAUUAGAGCUUCAUUUAGAUGGAACAUCCAUUAAAGUUUUGCAUCAAUCAAUAGGUCAUUUGACAGGACUUGUGAUAUUAAAUCUCAAAAAUUGCACCAAUCUUGUUAAACUUCCAAGCACUAUUGGCUGUUUGACAUCAUUGAAGAUACUCAAUUUGCAUGGCUGCUCCAAAAUUGAUAGCAUUCCGGAGAGCUUAGGCAAUAUUUCUUGUUUGGAGAAGCUUGAUGUUACUAGUACUUGUAUAACUCAAGCUCCAUCGUCUCUUCAACUCUUGACAAAUCUUGAAAUUUUAAAUUGUCAAGGUUUGUCUCGUAAGUUCAUUCAAUCAUUAUUUCCUUGUUGGAAUCUCUCUCGAAAAUUUUCAAAUUCUCAAGGCUUGAAAUUAACCAAUUGCUUUAGUUUUGGUUGUUCUUUGAGGGUUUUGAAUCUAAGUGAUUGUAAUUUGUGGGAUGGAGAUUUGCCUAAUGAUCUUCGUAGCUUAUCUUCUUUGCAAAUUCUUCAUCUAAACCAAAACCAUUUCACCAUAUUGCCUGAAAGUAUUUCUCAUCUUGUGAAUUUGAGAGAUUUGUUUUUGGUUGAAUGUUUGAAUCUUCGAUCUUUGCCGAAGCUUCCACUUAGUGUUAGAGAUGUGGAAGCAAGGGAUUGUGUUUUGCUUGAAGAAUAUUACAAUCAAGAGAAACAUAUUCCUUCGAGUGAAAUGGGGAUUACUUUUAUUCGUUGUCCGAUAUCCACUGAACCAGCUGGAAGCUACAAAAUUGAUCAGCUUGGUCUUUCUGCCAUUCAUCUAAGGACAAUGUCUCAACGUUAUAUCGAGGUACUCACAUGGCAACAAGAAAAGUACUUUUUUGUGAUUCCCUAUCCAAACUUCAUAGCAUGCUUUGAUGAUAAAAGAUAUGGAUGUUCAAUCACAGCCCAUUGUCCACCAGAUUACAUAUCUGAAGAAAAUGCAAGAAUUGGCAUUGCUUUAGGGGCUACUUUUGAAAUCCAAAACAAUCAAUGGAACGAGAAUUCAAAGAUUACUUGUGAUUUCAUAAUCCGAAUGGAAACAGAUGAAUGCCCUUUGAAGUCAGCCCUAGUUUUUGAUGGAAACAAAGAUGAAUUGCAAUCACCUGUGGGGCUUGUGGUUUUUUAUGUUCCAAUGAGAAGGAUUGAAGGGUGGUUGAACCAAUGUUGUUGCAUUGAUGUUUCAAUAGUGACUGAUAACCCUUUUGUGAAGGUGAAAUGGUGUGGUGCAUCGAUAAUCUAUGAACAAAAUGCUGGGAGUUUUAUUGGGAAGAUUAUCAAAGCCCUUUUCGGAUCUCCGGGAAAAUAUCAUACGUCGAUUGUUGAUCAUAUUUUGAAUCGUCAAAAUCGUGUUGAUGUUUCUAGUUUGGUGGAUGGUGGAGCUCGUUACAAGACUUCGUGGUUAAAUGCAUUGCAAAGGACAAUUGGAUCAUUUCCAAGACUACGAGCUAGUAAACCACCACCGGAGGCUAUAGAAGAUGGUUCCACCAGUAUGAUUGCAGCUGCUGAGGCCGAGGAAACUGAAAGUGAUUACUCUAUCAUGUUAAAACGCAACCUCAAAGCAAUGCUUCUAAGAACUUUUGAGGAUCUGAAGCUUUACGGUGAAUACUACGUUUUCCCUCGAAAAGAAAUCUCAAGAAGUUGGUUCAAUCUUCAACUAAAGAAGCCAAAAGUCACAAUCAAAAUACCUCCAAACUUGCAUAAGGAUAAGAAGUGGAUGGGGUUAGCCUUUUUUGUAGUAUUUGCAGUGGACGAGAACUCACCAAAUGCUCAUUCCUUCUCAUACCAAGUGGAAAAUGAUGAAUACACAAUGCAACGAGAAUCAAUUCUUUACUUAACCAAAGGAUUGUUCGAUGAUUUUCAUCAACUUUGGGUGUUCUUCGAGCCUCGAGCGGUUUAUCCAUAUCGAUUAAAUCAAUGGAGGCAUCUUUGUGUUUCGUUCGUAUGCAAUAAUAACUCAUCCUUGAAAGCAGUUGUUUGUGGUGCACGUCUAGCUUAUAAACAUGAUGUUGAAGGGCUUAUCAACACAAUGAUAAACAGUGUAAUGGGUUCGCCAGCUGAUUUGCAUGAAUUUUAUGACCAAGUUUAUGUUGAAUCCAUGAUCAAGAUGAUACAUUUUCAUAAGUAUGAUCCAAAGCAAAAAGAAUUUGAAAGGGAAGAUGAUUUGUGUUUGGAAGAGUUGACAGAGGAACAAAAUUCAAAUGGUUAUCCUCAAGAUUCAACUCUUACUUCAAAUGCAAUGGAAAGGAACCACCUUUUGGAGCUCAAAGAAGCAAUUCCUUCUUUCCUUCAAAUGGAUUUGAAGGAUCGAUUUGGCACAAUAUUCGACUUCGUUAUUCCAAGACGAAACAUUCCCGAGUGGUUUAAUCAACGAUCUGAAAAGAAUCAAACAGGCAUCCAAUUGCCUCCAAGUUUGUAUACAAAUAGUGAUUGGAUGGGAUUUGCAGUUUGUGCACUUUUCCAAAUCAACAAGCAUCCAACGGCAAUUCUCAACAAUCUUCGUUCAAUUUCAAGGCAUGAACUUCUUUGUCAAUUUUCAGUUGAGAAUGGAGUAAUCCAUCCAAUUCACAUUCAUACUAUCACUGAGGACAGAUUCAUUUGGCUACAUGAACGACAAUUCCUUUGGCUCUAUUACAGCCCAAGACAGACAUAUGGCAACAUUAUUCGUCAUAGGUCUCAUAUUUGGGCUACUAUUGAAGCUGAUACACCAGACAUGACUGUACGAGGUUGUGGACUUCAGCUAGUGUACAACCAAGAUGUGGAAAGGAUUGACAAUAUAUUGAUGGAAGCCAUAGAAUCAUAUUAAACAAGAAGCGUGUACAAAACCAUCGUUGAUUGUUUGUUCUUGUACUUAUUUGACACGUUGAAUUACAUUUAUUUUUAUGGUAUAAGAUAAUGAAUUACACAAAAAUUGAGUCAA
Molecule: messenger RNA, 5164 nt
Organism: Cucurbita maxima (winter squash)
Lineage: Eukaryota; Viridiplantae; Streptophyta; Magnoliopsida; Cucurbitales; Cucurbitaceae
Product: TMV resistance protein N-like
Exons: 8
Coding region: 77-5050 (1657 amino acids)
Biological process (GO): signal transduction; defense response
Molecular function (GO): ADP binding
Source: RefSeq, a predicted model, not a curated record